AUGUCACGCAUGAAUAAGGGGGGCCAAAGUACCAAUAUUCAAAUAGCUUACCGCAAAUGGGACUUUUACGAACUUCCUACGUUGCGUGAGACUUCAGCCGAUAUUUGGACUUUAAGAACUAGCAACAGUUUGGAGCGACCCCGCUUUCUUAUGAUCGGUUUCCAAAAAAACGAAAAUUGUGAUAAGAAAGAAAAAGACGCCACAGAAUUUACUACGGCUGAUGUGAGCGACAUUCGCUUCGAAUUCCUCGGUAUAUCCAUAUGA
Molecule: messenger RNA, 264 nt
Organism: Ceutorhynchus assimilis (cabbage seed weevil)
Lineage: Eukaryota; Metazoa; Arthropoda; Insecta; Coleoptera; Curculionidae
Source: the annotation of a GenBank genome assembly